GCAACGUAGCUGAGAGGGAACCAAGGAGGAGUGUAUGAAUCCACGCACAUGUUAGGCAUAGCUUAUGUUUAGGUUAGAGAAGAGGAAGGAGAGGAAACAGAAAAAUGUGUGGGAGUUAGGCCACUGUUAGGUUUAUCAUUGUGGACCAUAAGGAGCCAGAGGAAGGGACAAGAAAAGACAGGUGGAAAGAGUAAGGAGCCAUAGGAGCCAGUGUAGGUGCUGAGGGGGGACACCCAAGGCCUGACUUAGUCUGCGUGAGUCAACUAUGCUAUAGGAUGGCGUCCAGCUCUGUGUUCUUGUCCAGUAUGGUGGGCAAAGCUCGCUCCUCCAACUUCACCCUCUCUGAGAAGCUGGACCUGUUGAAGCUGGUCCGCCCUCACAUCCGCAUCCUGGAGGAGCACACCAACAAGCAUGCAGUCAUCGUGGACAAGAACAAGUGCUGGGACACUGUGGCCGAGCAGUACAAUGCCCUGGGAGGGGACAGACCCCAUCGCACCGCUCAAGGCCUCCGGACCCUCUACAAGAGACUCAAGGAGUCAGCCAAGCAGGAAGUUAUGCAGCGUAGACACGCCCAGCCAGAGUACAGAGCUAGUAUCUCUGAGCCAACCAGGAGAAUUAUGGAGAUGAUCCCUCACCUGUUUCACCAUGUGCCCAUCCACGAGAAGGACCAGGCUCUGUGCAGAUUAAUAUACAGCAAGCACAGCUCUCCAAUCGAACAUCCUGGCAGCAGCUCCUCCUUGGCUGGACUCCAGGAUUACUCAGCAGCUGUCCCAAGUAUCCCCCAUGAGGUGGUCCAGCUGGACCCUGAAGAGGAUGUUAAACCUCCGCCAGACCUCCCUCUCCUCUCUGCACACACGGGGCCAGGGCUGGACGGAGGCCAGGAGCGUGAGGGGGAGCAGGACUUGGGCAGUGUGCAUGAUUACGAAGCAUCCCUGUCUCCCACCCCAUCCUCUGUCAACCUCCCACUCUCUACCUCACCGCUGCCCUUACGCCAUGACCUUUACCCAAACGACAUCUACCCCCACCAUGAGCCUGACAGGUUUCGCCCUCUCCACCUGGCCAAAGAGGAGCACGAGCUGGUGUUAUCCAAUCACAGGAAAGUUGCCAUAUACCUGGAUGAGAAGAGGGAGGGGCUGAAAAGGAAGCAGGACCUGGAGGAGGAACUUCUGAGAGCCAAAAUCAAAGUGGAGAAACUAAAGGCUGCACGACUGAGACACGGACUGCCAAUUCCUCUUUAACAAGCAUGAACGCACGUCCUUUGGCUGCUGUUAGAAAGGGAGAGGCUCUGAGGAGUUUAAAUGAGGAGAAAGAGCCAAGGAGACGUCAGUUUCAUGUCUGAAAGCUGUUUGAGAACUUUAAUUUGUAUUGGAAACAUAGUGCCUCGUACAGACACUACACAUCUGUUUGCAUCCUGCAGGAUAACUCAUGGGGAUGACUCGUGUUGCCAUCAGUGUGUUUGUGCCUGUCUGUGAAAAUGUCCAUCAUUCUCUAUGUGUACACAUGUAAACGCUCAUAAUAGAAAUACUGUGACAGGCCCUUAUAGGUGAAAUAAAUGUGAAAGCAAAGUAUCUGGAAGGGAAUAUCAAUAUAAAUGAAUGUUUCAUACCAUGAUGGUAAGCUUCCUGCCCCACUAAGUGUCUAUAGAAAUUUUAGCAUAGUGUUAAUCUGUAUUAUUCAGGUUUUACUUUUUUUUCUAACAGCAUUUACUGUUUUUAUUUUCUGAGGAAAGACGAGAGUAAGACUCUGAUGAGAUAUUGAGUUACUAUUGCAUUGUUUGUGGCCUAUUUUUGGAGUAAAGUAAAUCUCCACUUGAUAGGAAUGUGGAUAAAAACACAUGAUAAAUAAAAGAGAUACUUUCUUGUAGCACCUUGCAGAAACCAAAUUAGGGAUAAAGUUACAAAAAAGAAGCACCUCUCUAAGUCAAAAAGUUCAAUUUUAUUAGAGGUGAAAAAUGUUCAGAUAGCCAGGACUGAAACAUAAAAAUAUUUUAAAAAGCCUUAAGCAUGUGAUGAUUAUGAGGACAGCUUCUAUGUGUAACUGAAUUCGCACAGAAGUCAGUCAAGCAUUUUAAAGUCAGAAAUUGUUAUGCUGAAGUGCUGAAAGAAGGGAGAUGAGGUCGAUUUGUUGGCUUGUUUGUGACAUUG
Molecule: messenger RNA, 2144 nt
Organism: Cheilinus undulatus (humphead wrasse)
Lineage: Eukaryota; Metazoa; Chordata; Actinopteri; Labriformes; Labridae
Gene: fsbp
Product: fibrinogen silencer-binding protein
Exons: 2
Coding region: 276-1238 (320 amino acids)
Source: RefSeq, a predicted model, not a curated record